UAUUGACCAUACUUGAUAUAAUAAGGGCCCAGUGUCCACUUGGCCAUAUAUACUAACAUUCUAGGAAGUAUGAAGUAGUCCAGGAGCAGAACCUUUUCCGUAGCUUGCGUCUGCAGAACAAGGAGCUGAAAUUUGUAACCACCACCGCCUCUCACAGCAUACCGGUCUUUCUGUUAGUGGAAGAGUCCCUUUCAAAUGCCUCUUCCUUACCUGCAAGAUGGGGCCGAGAACUUGUAUUUUUCCAUUAACUUCAAUCUGCUUUUUUCUCUCUCUAAUAAAAUUCUCUUUUUUUUUCUGUCUCUUCUUCUCUUUUCGGUAAAACCCAAUUCAAACGAGAAAACGACCAUGGAGCUUUUUAUUGAGUUGGUCUUCGCUGUUGCUUUUUCUCUUUUCGUCUCCUUUUUUCUGGCCAAGUUUCUUUCAGGGUCUUCUUCUUCUCGUUUGACUUCCACUGAUGACUUGGUCGCUGAAGAGCGAAGAUUCCAAGCUAAGAUGAAAAGGAAUGGUUUUGAAUGUGAGAGAAGAAAUGCGUUUGUUGAAGAAGUUGUGGAAGUUGCGGAUUUGGGUGAGAUGAGGGAAGAUAAGCUAGUGCUGGAAGAGAUCUUGAAGGAUGGUUGUGGAUCACCUGAUGAUGUCAAGAUUGAUGAGAAUAAAGUUUUGAGAGAAGUGGAGAUUGAAUUUGGGGAAGAAAUUGCUGAUGGUGUUUGCGAAUGUGAGGAUAAUUUGGUGGCGGGAAGCGUUGAGAGUGAAAAAGUUGCUAACUUUGAGACAGUUUUAACUAAAGAUGAGGUUUUGGAGAGUGAGAAAGAUUUAACUAAAAAUGAAGUUUUGAAGGGUGAAAACGAGAAGGAAGAAGCAGAUGAUGACAAAGGCUGUGUGUUUGAAUGUGAAGAGAUCGUUGUGGAUAAUACUGGUGAGAGUAAAAAGAUUACGAAAAUGGAGACAGAAUUUAGUAAACAUGAAGAUGGUGUGACCAAAAGUGGAGAGAUUGAAAUUUUAAAGGGUGAAGCAGAACAAGAUGGUGUUAAGGAGGUGUUGUUUGAUGAGGAUGAUGAUUGGGAAGGAAUAGAGAGAACUGAGUUAGAGAGGCUCUUUGGUGUUGCAUUGGCAUUUGUUGGGAAUAAGAGUAAUGCUCAUCGGAUUUCAAGUCUUGGCAGCGAUGUUAGGAUUCAGCUCUAUGGACUCCACAAGAUUGCCACUGAAGGCCCUUGCCAUGAUCCCCAACCGAUAGCAUUGAAGGUCUCUGCUCGCGCGAACUGGAAGGCGUGGAGACAACUUGGGGACAUGGCUCCAGAGGUUGCUAUGGAGCAGUAUGUCACUGUUCUCUUGAGAAAUAUCCCUGGGUGUAUCCCAGAUGAAGUCAGUGGAGAUAGUAAGCAGAUUUUUGCUGAUGAUGAAACUUGUAGGAAGCUAGCUUCUGAUCUAAACAGAUGGAGAAGGGACCAACUAGCUGCUGUAAAUGGGAGGAACAAGGUUGAGCUAUCGUCGUGUCAUGAAGGCUUAGUUGUGAAUGGAUCUUUGAUUCAGUUGCCUUGAGCCAAGGGAAGCCCUUUGCUACAGAGGAACUAUUACAUUGGAUUGGAUUGUAUCCUUAAUAGCAUAUGAUGUUUGAAUAAAAUGGUUGUAAAAUUAAAUGCAAGUGGAGUUAUUAUAUAGUCUUAUUCAAUUAGCUGUAUAAGGAAAGACCGAGGCUAUAUGAAUACACUUUUAGAUAUACAAUUGAGUAUAGAGAUGAUAUGUCGUCAUCUGAUUAAAUGUUAUUUUAUUUUUAAUUCAAAAUCAUCUAAUCAUAUGAUGAUUUAUUAUCUGUAUUUUCAAUUGUAUAUCUAAAAGUGCAUUUAUAUAGUUUUAUAGACAAGGAAAAGGGCUUGAUGGGUGAUGGGUGAUGGUUGGUG
Mangifera indica (mango) is the source of this 1895-nucleotide messenger RNA. RefSeq names its product acyl-CoA-binding domain-containing protein 3-like. The transcript has 5 exons. The record is from RefSeq and is a predicted model, not a curated record. Gene Ontology annotation, molecular function: fatty-acyl-CoA binding. Lineage: Eukaryota; Viridiplantae; Streptophyta; Magnoliopsida; Sapindales; Anacardiaceae. The coding region runs from base 196 to 1536 and encodes 446 amino acids. Gene Ontology annotation, biological process: fatty acid metabolic process.